Pisolithus orientalis is the source of this 1838-nucleotide messenger RNA. RefSeq names its product Bestrophin, RFP-TM, chloride channel-domain-containing protein. Gene Ontology annotation, molecular function: chloride channel activity. NCBI's taxonomy places the organism in Eukaryota, Fungi, Basidiomycota, Agaricomycetes, Boletales, Pisolithaceae. The record is from RefSeq and is a predicted model, not a curated record. The transcript has 14 exons. The coding region runs from base 331 to 1608 and encodes 425 amino acids.
GCCAGUCGGGCAGACUUACGGGAAUAUUAGUACCGUAGCUACUCUACUACCACUUAGGUUUUGGGCUUUGGAGUACGACCUUGAUAUUGGUUCUUACACUGCACUGGCUAAUUUUUAGUCCACCAAUCAGUUGCUUCGGUACUUAGCAUUACUAUAGACCGAUACCGUUUCUGGUGACCUAAAAUCCUUCUCGACGACUUUGGUCUAUUAUAAGUACUGUUGGUGCCUGACAGGCAUUCCCCGAAGUUACCAAGAUACCAGUAAGCUGCACUUCUCAUUUCCCUACGCUUGUCUGUUGCAACAGAGGACGCAACCGCGAAGCUGGCCAGGAUGGAGUCAAGGCAAAACUCCAAGUUCCCUCUGAAGCCACCCACGAUGAUCAAGAGGCAGCACCUGCGCAAGUACUCCUGGUUACCAGACGUCUUGCGUAUUAAAGGGAGCAUAAUUACUCGCAUUAUUGGACCCGUGCUCACAGUGACUAUAUUCUCUGGGCUUGUGGCAUAUGUUUGGUCAAAGGGUGAAAGAAUCGCGCUAACAAAUUCUGUCGUUCCUUUGCUCUCCGUCGUGGUUGGCCUUAUCCUCGUGUUCAGAACAUCGUACGAUCGUUACUGGGAAGGUCGGAAAUGCUUUUCAACGCUCACUUCUAAUGUUCGCAACUUAUCCCGGAUGAUCUGGGUACACGUGUCCCUCCCUCCCACUGAAGAGCAACCAACCCACAUCAAGGGAAGGACACCGAUUUCUACGCUCACAACUACCGAAGUCAAGCGCAGAAAAAUGGAGGUACUUCAAUGCUGCGUGGCUUUUGUCUAUGCUGUCAAGCACUAUCUUCGCGGAGAGGAAGGCGCUGAGUACGAUGAUCUUAACGCUGUCUUACCCCAGCGAUUCGCUAGGUAUGAUGGACUCGGAUACAACACCACUCGCGGAGGUGCUUCUCCGACGUCGUACGCUGCUACAUCGGAGAACACCAUUGGAGAAAGCGAGAGCAUUCCACGGCCGUCACCCGAUGCCACCAAGAGGAUUCGACGAAAGCGCAGCAAAAAAUUCUUGGAUGGUCGUGCUGCUAAGUCGUCUACCCCUCUUCUCGGUGAUUCCCACCAAACAAUCGAGUUUCACCCGUACGCCGACCAAAUGAGCAUCCCAUUGCCGCUGGUUAUUGCCCACGAGCUCUCUGGCGCCAUUUUUAGGUUUAAACGCGAUGGUCUUUUGGAGACUGUUGGUCCAGCUGGCACGAAUGCUAUGAGUGCCCUGGUCCUGUCCAUGGUAGACCAAAUGUCCUCGAUGGAAAGAGUAGCAAACACCCCAAUCCCAGCCUCCUAUGGAAUCCAUCUUAAACAAUGCGUAACAUUGUACUUGUUCGCGCUCCCACUGACUUUAAUCAACGACAUGGGUUGGAGCAUGAUUCCAAUAGUAACAGUUGUUGCUUUCACUUUAAUGGGCAUCGAAGGAAUAGCUGAUGAGAUUGAAAUGCCAUUCGGAUACGACAAACACGACUUACCUCUCGAUACCUACUGUGACGACUUAAGAGAGGAGAUUCAAUACAUGAUCGAGAGACUUCCGGAAGGGGGACAUGGUGCAUUUGGUUAUGACGAUGGGGAAGGUGACGAUUGACGCCACAAAAACGUAGGGUAUUACUUGCGGACGCCCAGUAACAUAUCCUGUAGGCACUCCUUUUCGUGAUCUGUGCAUCACGAAAUGAACGCCAGAUGAGACAUGGAAUCUACUGAAACUCUGGUAGGCAAAAUUCCCCCGGACCGUACGGCUGGAAAGUACUUGUAAACAGCAGGGACACAUUGUCACUAAACUCAGCCAAACCUUUGAUGUUAAGGCAGUAAGCCCUG